AUGGUAAGUAAGGAAGGACAUACGGAUAUAGUAAAUUUAUUAUUAAAUUGGAAUUCUGAUGUAGAUCAAUGUGACAAUGAUGGAUGUAGUCCUCUGUACUGGCCAUGUUAUAAAGGGAAAACUGAUAUAGUUAGGUUACUGUUAGAGAAAAAUCCUAAUGUUAAUCUUAUUAACAAAAAUGGCUGUAGUCCUCUGUACUGGGCAAGUUAUAAAGGUCAUACUGAUAUCGUAAGGUUACUGGUAGAAAGGAAUCCUAAUGUUAAUCAAUUGAACAACGAUGGCUGGAGUCCUCUGUACUGGGCAACUUAUAAAGGACAUACUGAUAUUGUUAAGUUAUUGUUAGAGCUGAAUCCUAAUGUUAAUCUGUGUUACAAUGAUGGAUGUAGUCCUCUGUAUAUUGCAAGUCAGGAAGAUCAUACUGAUAUUGUGAAGUUACUUUUAGAGCAGGAUCCGAAUAUUAAUCUCUGUGACAAUGAUGGCUGUAGUCCUCUGUACAUGGCAAGUCAGGAAGGUAAUACUGAUAUAGUAAAGUUACUAUUAGAGAAUGAUUCAAAUGUUGAUAUAUGUAACAAAGCUGGCUUUACACCUCUGAGUAUGUCCUGUAUUGGUAACCACUAUUAUAUAGUACAGCUUUUGAUUACACAUAAACCAAACAUUAAUGCCCAGACAUAUGACGGAGGUAAUGCUUUGUAUUUCUGUGCAAAAAAUGGAAACUUAGAUAUAACAAAGUUACUGUUAAAGAAUAAUGCUGAUUGGUAUGUCUGUAUCCAUAGUGAACUCUUCAUAAAAGAUACAGUUACCAAAAAUCCGGGUAUAACAUUGGACAAGGAAAAACAGUCCUUAUGUGAUAGCCUUGUAAAGAAUACAUCAUUACAUGUAAAAGAUUAUGUCAAUAAAAAGUCAGUAGAUUAUGCCUUUAAUGUAGUAGCUGGUUCCUCUCCAUUACACAUUGCCUGUUUUAUGGGUAGAAUAGAUGUUGUCAGAUGCCUUCUGGAUUACAAUGCUAACAUCAACAUAUCAAAAGAAGAUGGAACAACACCAUUAAUUUAUGCAUGUGAAGUAGGACACGAGGAUAUUGUACGUUUAUUGUUAAAUAAAGGAGCAGAUACACAGAUAAGUAAACUGGAUGGGCAAUCGCCUUUACACAUUGCAACAAAUAAUGGAUAUACAUCGAUAGUAGUCUUGUUAACAGAACAAACGAAGAAGGAGGACAAAAUUUCUUCUUAA
This is a messenger RNA of Mytilus trossulus (common blue mussel), 1227 nucleotides long. Its product is annotated as ankyrin repeat domain-containing protein 50-like. The transcript has a single exon. The coding region runs from base 1 to 1227 and encodes 408 amino acids. The record is from RefSeq and is a predicted model, not a curated record. Gene Ontology annotation, molecular function: protein binding. NCBI's taxonomy places the organism in Eukaryota, Metazoa, Mollusca, Bivalvia, Mytilida, Mytilidae.